AGAUCAUCGGAACUAUGGGAUUGGAGGAUGGCCAGUCGAGUCGAGUCCAUGUUUGUCGAGUCGAAUCGAGUCAAGUCCAUGUCAAGUCGAGUCGAGUCAGGUCCAUUCCUUUCGACUAUGGCAAUGUAAGGACCAUGGCAAUGACCAUGGCAUCGUAAGUCCAUAUCACAGCAAGGGCCACUUUUUAUGCAGCACGAACGGGCUCCACAGCACCGUCGUGCCUGAUUCUCGGACGGGUUCGUCCAUCCUUGAUCUAGGAUGACGACCGUCGCUCUUAUGCAGCACAAACGGGCUCCACAGCACCGUCAUGCCUGAUUCUCGGUCGGGCUCGUCCAUCCUUGAUCUAGGAUGACGACCGUCGCUCUUAUGCAGCACGAACAGGCUCCACAGCACCGUCGUGCCUGAUUCUCGGUCGGGCUCGUCCAUCCUUGAUCUAGGAUGACGACCGCCGCUCUUAUGCAGCACGAACGGGCUCCACAGCACCGUCGUGCCUGAUUCUCGGUCGGGCUCGUCCAUCCUUGAUCUAGGAUGACGACCGCCGCUCUUAUGCAGCACGAACGGGCUCCACAGCACCGUCGUGCCUGAUUCUCGGUCGGGCUCGUCCAUCCUUGAUCUAGGAUACGACCGCCGCUCUUAUGCAGCACGAACGGGCUCCAUAGCACCGUCGUGCCUGAUUCUCGGUCAGGCUCGUCCAUCCUUGAUCUGGGAUGACGACCGCCUCUUUUUUAUGCAGCACGAACGGGCUCCACAGCACCGUCGUGCCUGACUCUCGGUCGGGCUCGUCCAUCCUUGAUCUAGGAUGACGACCGCCGUUUUUAUGCAGCACGAGCGGCUGGCUCUACAGCGCCGUCGUGCCUAGUACGGGAUUGCACCUCAUUUAUGGAUUAUGCAUGCCUUGCGCCCAAGAUUAUUCAAAGACUGAUUCAGGGAUGGCAGAAAAGGGCGUGAGCAAGAGUAUACUUUCUCGAGUAGAUUUGCAAGCUCACUACUCAAGAAACUGGGGGACUUGUGUUGGGGAAUAUUAUCCCGGCCUGCUACUGUUCAGAGGCCCAAUGCAUCACCCCGACAUGGAGCACGGUCGACGAGGCCCAUAUAGGCCUACCUGGCCCAUUUUCGGUCCAUCGGCCCAUACUUCGGCCCAACUACCCAUUUAGGCCCAUUGGCCCAUUAGAAUAGAUUGAUAACCUCCCCCUUUUCUAUAAAUAGGGGGCUGGGCUUCCUCGGGAGAGGAUGGAUUUUUUGGCUCUUCUCUCCUGGGAAACUUCUCCUCCCCCCCUUUCCAGUUUUCUUCUUCCUCUUUUGUAGCUAGCAAAUGAAGCUCCAUGAAUGGAGGCUUCAGCCUAUGUAUUAUGUAAUGGAGUGAGGAGAGCAUGUUAAUGAGAAAGAGCGGGCUUGGACGUUAGUCUAAAAAGUUAUGUGGUUUUCUCCCUUUCCGGGUUUCCACGUAAAAAUAGCUAGUUUAUACACUUUUAUAUUUUAUAUUCAGAUUUAUACCGAAUCUAUGAUCCUGAAUAUCCGAAGUUAUGUUGGGCUUUCGGAUCUACGGGACUAAAACUCAACACACCCCAUAGGAAACAACAAUUAUCUUCCGAUUCCCCCCUUCAUAACGAAUUCCGUUCGACUCCUCGACUAUAUUUCCUCCCCAAUGACACAUAAUGGGGAAGUUUGGAGACAUAUUCUAUCAAAAAUCAUUCCAAAAAAAUGUGAUUUAUGUCGCACAUUGAAAACUCAACUACUAAUUCAAACAAACUGUAUUAAAUCAUAUGUAUCAUUUUUAUGAUUUCAUUCAAUUACAAAAUUUGAUGGAUACAUAUUAAUGAUGUGCUACAUUACUCUUUUCUAAACUACCCGUAUAUCAAACUCAAUCCAACCAACACAAUAAAAAAAUCAAAUUCUACAAAUUAUAUAAAAUCCAGCAUAAUAACUAAAUUACCAACUUAUAUAUCUCAUAACAUCAAAUACAAAAAAAUAAUAACAAAAAGAGCGAUUUUCAAACAAAAAUUUAAAAAACCCUAGGUUUAGCAAAAUAGAUGAAUUACCUUGAUUGAAACAGUUGAAAGUCGGUAGAAUGGAGCACAAACGACCUCGGGUACACCGUGUCUCUUUUCUCUUUGAUUCAAAAUCAAUCCAACCAACAUAAAAAAUAAUUCAAAUUAUACAAAUUAUAUAAAUUCAAUCAUAAUAACAACAUUAACAACUUAUAUAUUUCAUAACAUCAAAUACAAAGAAUAAUAAAAACACUAAUUUUGAACAUUAAAUUAAAAAAACCUAGGUUUAGCAAAAGUGGUGAAAUACCUCGAUUCAAACGUUUAAAAGGCGGUAGAAUGGAGCACAAACGACCUUGGGUACACCGUGUCUCUUUUGCAUUGGAUUUGAGCUUCCUUUGGAGGCGUUCCAGCUGGAAUUGGAAUGGCUUGUUCGUCCUUUGCCGUUCAUCGUUCACGCAGAGGGAAGAAGGAAGAAGAGGUUUUGCCAUCUGUGUUCGUCAGCUGGGAAGGGAGGAGUUUUGUGCGAAUUAAUGAGCCGCCACUCGAAGUGGCGUCUUUUGUGAUACAGGAGAAGAGCCGUCACUCCAAGUGGCGGCUUUUGUGAAGUUAUACAAGAGACGCCACUUCAAGUGGCGGCUUUCCUUAACCGUGGUUAAUUCCAGCAAUAUUUUGGGAAUUAUUAUUAACUCGGCAGUAUUUCGGAAAUUAUUUAUUUAAUUAGCAUUAUUCCGGGAAAAAACUUGUCAUACUUAUAAGUUACAAUAUAUAACUGGUCUAAAAUAUUUGUAAAAUAUAGUUUUCCAUAAUAAUACAUCAGUUGUGGAAGUGGAUAACAUUUAUAUGGGAGGGGUUGGACCGAGUAGGGGCGGUGCUCGAUUGGGCCUGCAGUUUAUUCCAGCCCUGGUUAAUGAGGCUGCAAAGGAGGUAGCUAAGUUGGGCUUCAAUGGGCCUUUUUCUUGGAGGAUUGGAGAUUUCCUACCCAAAACACUGGCUGGCUCUAUUCACUUGGACUCUAUUGACACACCAUAUAUUAUUUGCUGAGUUUUUUCUGAGCUUUUUUGUCUUUCAGAGGACUUUGGGUUCGGUCCCCUUCUCCUUUUGUAUCUAAUCGCAUCUAUUAAUAAAAUUUUGGCAGCUGACCUCCGGCUCUCGCCUCACUGAUUUUGGUGGUUUGCCUUUCGGGAUAAAAAAAUAAUAAUAAUACAUCAGUUUUAGCAAUUGUAACAAUAUAUUAUUUGCUGAGUUUUUUCUUAGCUUUUUUGUCUUUCGGAGGAGUUUUGGUUCGGUCCCCUUCUCCUUUUGUAUCUAAUCGCAUCUAUUAAUAAAAUUUUGGCAGCUGACCUCCGGCUCUCGCCCCACUGAUUUUGGUGGUUUGCCUUUCGUGAUAAAAAAAUAAUAAUAAUACAUCAGUUUUAGCAAUUGUAACAAUAUAUUAUUUGCUGAGUUUUUUCUUAGCUUUUUUGUCUUUCGGCGGAGUUUUGGUUCGGUCUCCUUCUCCUUUUGUAUCUAAUCAAAUCUAUUAAUAAAAUUUUGGCAGCUGACCCCCGGCUCCUGCCCCACUAAUUUUGGUGGUUUGCCUUCCGGGGUAAAAUAAUAAUAAUAAUACAAUCAGUUUUAGCAAUUGUAACAAUUAUAAGCCACUUUAGUACUCUAACCACAACUUAAGAUGGAUUUUGGGAACAUAGUCAAGUUGACAAUAAGUGAUCCCUUCAUGUUUACAGAAUCACAUUUUAGCAAUAAAAGUACCUUUCAAGCUGUUAAAGGAUACUCCGUAUAACAUACAAAAACAGACUAGAUAAGGAUCACUGUACUAAAGCAUUUUGGCCACUUUGACCGGCUCAAAGCUUGCUCUCACUUUGAUCCAAUGCAUGAAGAUUGAAGACAAAGAUUCUGUUAGCAAAAGUUAGCCAAUUAUACAAACAUCUAAUAACUCGGGAAAGAAAAAUAGAAGAUUUAACUAUGAUAUAUAGAAAAUUACCCAGACAAAUGCACAAGGUUUUCCUCCGUAGCCGUCUAGGGUUUUUGUCGAUACUAUUCUGCCGUCUAGGGUUUUUGUCGAUACUAUUCUGCCGUCUACUGUUCACGUAGCUUUUGAACGUUUGUUUUCUCCUUUGCUUUCUAAAUGGCCAGCGACAUGGAAGACCUGUACGCACGUUUGAGUCUUGAAGAGGAUGAUGAAGAAGGAGUUGACCUCGAUGAAGUGCUAGCAGAUGAGCCGCCGCCGGCAGCACCUUUAUGUAUGUUUUUUAACAAGGUGGACUUUGAGAGGGUCUGGGAAGACGGUCCAUGGUGCUAUGAAAAUUCCCUGUUGGUGCUUCACAGACUUGAACCGUUGGAUAAUCCGAAAACUGUACCCCUGGAUCGAACUUGCUUCUGGAUUCAAGCCUACAAUCUGCCAUUUGAUCUUUUCACGAAGAAAAUUGCAAGGGUUGUCGGAGACCAAGUGGGGAAAUUUAUCAUGGUUGAUGAGAGUAACUUUAAAGGCGGUUGGAAGGAGUUCAUGCGGAUUCGGGUUUCGAUCGAGGUGGGCGUCCCGCUCAAACGGAGGGUAAAACUGAAAAAAGAAGGCUAGCCGAUUUGGGUUGACUUGAAGUAUGAAUGGCUACCUCAGUUUUGUUUCAUUUGUGGUCUCAUGAACCAUGUUGACAGAUGGUGUGAAAGACGGUUUGACUUUGCAGAAACUGGAAAAGAGAAGCCCUUUGGAGCUUGGUUGCGGGCUGGUUUAAGACGAGGAAGUGCAGGCAAGGGGAGUAGUUAGCUGGCCGACGCGGAGGGUAAGUUUCUUUUCGGCAAUCCUUCCUCUGGCAGUAACCUAGUUUGUCUUGGCGUGGAUGAGGACACCCCGACUGAGGCAUCUUCACAGAUUGAUGGUGGGGCUGCCAAAAGACGUAAGGCUCAUGGGGAUUCCUUUUAGGGAAAUUUACGGAUAUUUUCUAUUAUACAAAAGCAAGAGAAAUUUUGCACAAUAUUUUCGCUCAAAAAUAUCACAUCAAUGGGUUCGGGUUGGGUCUUCAAGUAAUCGGGUCGGAUUGUCCAUGGGUUUAGAAACAGGCCAGAGUUCAGCACAAUGCAGUUUUAAUGCUGGCCCGAUUUAAAGACUGUCCAUGGGUUCAGAAACAGGCCAGAGUUCAGCACAAUGCAGUUUUAAUGCUGGUUCAUCUACAACGGGGAUGUGGUCUAUGAUCAAGGACAUUGAUCACACCAAGUCUACCUGGGCUCUGAAGGUUAGGGUUGUAAGGGCUUAUGAGGUGCCUCCUCACUCAAAAGGAGGGGAGACCCUCGAGAUGGUUUUGCAUGACGCCGAGGGAGAUCGGAUUCAUGCAAUAAUCAAGAGACCACAGAUUGCCAUGUACAAGACUAUAAUAACUGAGCACAAGAUCUAUGCUAUAAGGAACUUCUUAGUUCUAGACAAUUACCAAUCAGUGAAGACCACAAAUCAUCCCUACCUGAUUCAGUUCAUCUCUAAAACCCAAUUCAGGGAGGAUACGAAGACAGAAUUGCCUAUGAUGGUCUACGAUUUCCAACCUUUCGAUAUGCUGCACGCCCAAAGGGUUAUCAAUGAGAAAACUCUCAUUGAUAUCAUUGGGAAGGUUAUCAAUAAAAGCAUUGUUCAAACCCAUAUCAUCAAUGGGAAGACAGAAAGGCUAAUGGAGCUAACUGUGGCAGAUCCAGAGGGAAACAGACUAGGGUGUGUUCUAUGGAACAAAUAUAUAAACCAGUAUCAGGAUUAUGUUAAUGAGAACCCUGGAAUUGCUGUUUUUGUGAUAUUUCAACUGUGUAGACCCAAAAGAUAUCAAGGCACCCUAAGUGUGGCUUCAUCUUUUGAUGUGUCCAAACUCAUCAUCAAUGGAAACACAACCGAAUUCUUAGAGUUCCAAAGCGAAUUUCCGGCGGAUGGUGAUGACUCCAUAUCUCAAACAUGCAACACAAACUGCUCACAAGGUGAAGGGAGUAGGGAUGUGCUUAGUGGUCAUGCUGCCAUAACCACUAUGGAGGAUUUGAUGAAUGCAACUGAGGAGGAGAUUUACUGGGUGCUUGGUGAGAUAGUUUCUAUCGAAAAUACUCGGGAGUGGUGCUACCUAAGCUGCCCAAUAUGUCACAAAAAAUUGGUACCGGAGGAGGAGAGGUUCAGGUGUUCUACUUGCAGCGUGACACUAGGAGAAGGAGUCUACCGGUACUAUAAUAUCACCUUAUUUGAUGCCAGAGAUAAUGUUGUUGGGGUUAAUGUAUUGUUUUACAAAUAUGAAUUUCAAAUAAACUAAGACAUCAUGGACCUGAUAAUGAUUAAGUUACAAGGUCAGUGUGUGCAUCAUGGACAACACCGGGCACAGAAAUUUUAUUCUAUGGGAUAGGGAAUGUAUUGAGAUUCUGGGGAAAACUUCUGCAUCCCUAAUGGCUGAGGUCCAAAAGAAAACAGGUGAUCCAACCCGUUUUCCAGAAGAUAUUGAAAGCUUGAUUGACAAAAAGGGAAUAUUCAAAAUACAGAUAAAGAAGAGAGGUGAAGAGAAUGCCUAUAAAGGUAGUGUUUCCCUUGGAGUUGUUAGUAUGAUUCGAGAUCCUAAUGUGCUGGCAAUGUAUGAAGGAAAUCAUGAGCAAUUGGUAUCAAAUGAAAGCCAUGAGUGUACUCCAGAGAAGAUUGGUUCAUGUUCAAACUUGGAAGGAAACGACAACUCGAUAAGAGAGAAGUCUUCUGUUACUAAGGGCAAGGGAAAACGGAUUUCAGCUGAGAAGGAGGUUACUGCCCCCAUUGAGCUCUCAGAUUCGCCUGUUGCUUCUACACAAAGAGAGGUGAUUGUUGAAUUGGAUGACGAGAUAAAAAGGAAUCUCAAUGAUGAGUUUUCAGGCAAUGGGAAUGGAAAGAAGCUGAAGAUUAAAAUCAAGCAGGAAAAACUGUAAUUGGGUUUGCAAAGAAGUGAAGAUAACGUUUCGAUGUUUUUGUGGAAACAACUAGUGCGGUGUUGGUUUUUUUUGGAAAACUGUAUCAAGGGGCCGUAUGUAUUUUGGAAGUGAAACACUAUGUGUGACAGACUUCAAAUAACCUAUAUUAUCUCUAUAGUGUGGUGUGCUAAUUUGAUGAUGCUAUGUUGUGG
Messenger RNA from Cuscuta europaea, 7078 nucleotides. Lineage: Eukaryota; Viridiplantae; Streptophyta; Magnoliopsida; Solanales; Convolvulaceae. The record is from the annotation of a GenBank genome assembly.